AUGUUCUCCCUCAAGUCCUUCGUUCUCGCCGGUGGCCUCGCGGCCCUCGCUGACGCUCACAUGAUGAUGAGAAUCCCCGCCCCCUACACUUCCCCCGCCAUCUCGUCCAGCCCCAUCGACGCUGGCGGUGCCAACUUCCCGUGCCAGAGCACCGGCGGCGCCUACGAGGGCACGCCGACUAAGAUGGAGAAGGGCUCCAAGCAGCAGUUGGGCUUCACCGGUUCCGCCGUCCACGGCGGUGGUUCCUGCCAGGUUUCCAUUACCUACGACGAGAAGCCCGACAAGUCGAGCUCGUUCAAGGUUCUCAAGUCGAUUCAGGGCGGCUGCCCCGCCAGGAACACCCCCGGCAACCUUCCCGAGAACCCGAGCGGUGACGCCCCGGACACCUACGAGUUCACCAUUCCCGAGGACAUCCCCAGCGGCAAGGCCACCAUCGCCUGGAGCUGGUUCAACAAGGUCGGUAACCGUGAGUUCUACAUGAACUGUGCGCCUGUCGAGAUCACCGGUAGCGGUGGCAGCGAGGCUGGUCUUGCCGCGCUUCCUGACAUGCUGGUCGCCAACAUCGCCUCCAUGGGCACCUGCGCCACCGCUGAGGGCACCGACGUUGAGUUCCCCAACCCUGGCGCUGAUGUCGAGACGGCCGAGGGCGAGGUUAACCUCGGCCCCCCGACCGGCGAGUGCGCUGCCUCUGGCGGCUCCGGCGGCGGCUCCGGCAGCGGCGGCUCUGCUACCGCUGCCCCCGCUGGCGGCUCCACUCCCGCUGCCCGCGUCCGCCGUGGCGUCCACUUCCGCGUCUAG
Chaetomium globosum CBS 148.51 is the source of this 798-nucleotide messenger RNA. RefSeq lists its product as uncharacterized. Lineage: Eukaryota; Fungi; Ascomycota; Sordariomycetes; Sordariales; Chaetomiaceae. The record is from RefSeq and is a predicted model, not a curated record. The coding region runs from base 1 to 798 and encodes 265 amino acids. The transcript has a single exon.